ACGUUUUGCCUCAUUCAUGAAACAAGAGCAGAAUGUAUUUUAGUGUAAACUGUUUGUAAAAGCAUUCUUAUGUAAAACUUCCUUGUAUCGUGCAUGCUGCAUAUUACCGAUAUUAACUAUAUGGCUCCGCGUUAUCGUCUGGGCAGAACUAUUGUUCCAGCCACCAAAGACAGAUUCACAAAUAACCUGCCUGAUUUAUCUCAACUGCUCUGCUCUGUGUACCCAUAAAUACACGUGAACUAGACGAAAUGACUAGCAACAUGGGCACUAUCUUCUCUAAUACAUUAGAAGCUGUUGCCCACCUCAAUAUGAAAAAGGUUAGAGAAAAACGUACUGCGUCAUGGUACAACAGUUAUACCCAUUCUCUCAAGAAAGAAACUCGUAAUCUUGAGCGCAAAUGGAGAAAAACUAAUUUGGAAGUUUUUAGAAUUGCGUGGAAAAACAGUAUGUCCAGCUAUAGACAGGCUCUAAAAGCUGCCAGGGCAGAGCAUAUCCACAAACUCAUAGAUAAUAACCAAAACAAUCCAAGGUUUUUAUUUAACACAGUGGCUAGAUUAACAAAUAAACAGACGCCACCCGAUCUAAAUAUUCCCUCACAGUUUAAUAGUAAUGACUUUAUGAAUUUCUUCACUGAUAAAAUAGAUAACAUUAGAAAUACAAUAACAAAUGUAGGUUCUACACCGUCUAGUACUUCAGUUUCAUUCACAGCUCCCAAAGAAAAACUUCAGUGCUUUACAACUAUAGGACAGGAAGAACUAAAUAAAUUUAUCACUGCAUCUAAACCAACAACAUGUUUAUUAGAUCCUGUACCCACUAAACUACUGAAAGAGUUGUUACCUGUAGCAGAAGAACCGCUUCUCAAUAUUAUUAACUCAUCAUUAUCUUUAGGUCACGUCCCAAAACCAUUCAAGCUGGCCGUUAUUAAGCCUCUUAUUAAGAAACCACAACUAGAUUCUAGUAAACUGGCAAGUUACAGACCCAUUUCAAAUCUACCGUUUAUGUCUAAAAUUUAAAAAAAAAAGUUGUGUCUCCUCAACUGUGCUUCUUCUUGCAAAAAAAUGAUCUCUAUGAAGAAUUUCAGUCAGGUUUCAGGCCUCACCACAGCACAGAAACUGCACUUGUUAAAAUUACAAAUGACUUGCUUCUUGCGUCAGACCAAGGCUGCACCUCAUUGCUAGUUUUACUUGAUCUUAGUGCUGUGUUCGACACUAUAGAUCAUGACAUACUCAUAGAUCGAUUACAAAACUAUACGGGUAUUCAAGGGCAGGCUUUAAGAUGGUUUAGAUCCUACCUAUUCGAUCGCUACCACUUUGUUUUUUUAAACGGGGAGCCAUCUCAACUAUCACCAGUAAAGUAUGGAGUACCACAAGGAUCUGUCCUAGGUCCUCUGCUAUUUUCAUUAUACAUGUUGCCCCUUGGUGAUAUUAUUAGAAAAUACAGGAUUAGUUUUCAUUGUUAUGCUGAUGAUACUCAACUAUAUAUAUCAACAAGACCAGAUGAAACUUCUGAACUAUCUAAGCUAAUAGAUUGUGUUCAAAAUGUAAAAGAUUGGAUGACCAAUAAUUUCCUCCUAUUAAAUUCGGAUAAGACCGAGAUAUUACUUAUUGGACCAAAAAACAGUACUCAGAAUCUCUUGGAUUACAAUUUGCAACUAGACGGAUGUACUGUUACUUCCUCUACAGUCAAAAAUCUGGGUGUUAUAUUAGACAGCAACUUGUCCUUUGAAAAUCAUAUCUCCCAUGUUACAAAAACAGCAUUCUUCCAUCUUAGAAACAUUGCCAAACUUCGAAGCAUGCUACCUGUUUCAGAUGCAGAAAAGCUAGUUCAUGCAUUCAUGACCUCUAGAUUGGACUAUUGUAAUGCACUGUUAGGUGGUUGUCCGGCAUCUUCAAUAAACAAGCUACAGAUAGUCCAAAAUGCAGCGGCUAGAGUCCUUACCAGGUCAAGAAAAUAUGAUCAUAUUACCCCAAUUUUACAGUCUCUGCACUGGCUACCUAUUAAGUUCCGGAUCAAUUACAAAAUACUAUUACUUGCCUAUAAGGCACUAAAUGGUUUAUCUCCUGCGUACCUAACUAGUCUUCUACCACGCUACAAUCCAACCCGCUCCCUAAGGUCGCAAAAUUCUGGACUUUUGGUAGUACCUAGGAUAGCAAAAUCCACUAAAGGAGGUAGAGCUUUUUCACAUUUGGCACCCAAACUCUGGAAUAGCCUUCCUGAUAACGUUCGGGGUUCAGACACACUCUCUCUGUUUAAAUCUAGAUUAAAGACACCUCUUUAGUCAAGCAUUCACAUAAUAAUCUUGUACUGCAUUUAUAUCUAAUCAAAUGUACAUUAUAAUUCUUUAGAUUGGGUUGAACAAAUCAUUUUUGCUUGAAUAGAACAGCAGCUACGCUAAUUAUGUCUCUAUCUGUUUCUCUGAUUCUGCCACGGGAUUAACAUCUAGGAAUUACUGAAGCGUCAGUCUGGAUCCAACCCUUAAAAAGAUCCGGGAUGACCAAACACCUGAGAAGAGAUGAUGGCAACACCUCAGAGGACCACGGAGGAUGCCAACCCUCAGACAACAUACACAAUUACCAAGGUUUUGAGCAGUUUUUUUUUUUGGAAUACGACCGAGAACCAGUAUCACAGCGAUGCAGAAGCAGCCAGCAAUGGUGCUUCCUGGAGCCGUUCAGUUGAGGAUCAAGAGCUCUCAAAGCAGCACUGGAGAGAGACUCAGCCAGACAAAGUCUAUGGUCCUACCAGAACCUGACACACUACAGAAACCUAUCAACCGUCACCGGAGGAACCAGUCUCAGCAUAACGUUGAUGGUUCUGUUGGGCCGCAGACUAUUUUAAAAGGAGAAUAUUUGAACAAAGCCAAAAUUGCUGAAGGAGGAAAGAAAUUACGGAAAAACUGGACUUCAACCUGGGUUGUUCUUUGCUCCAAUCGACUAUUGUUCUAUAAAGAGAGCAAACAAGAAGCCGUGGCAAAUUUGAAACCAGGUGGUAAACCAGAUGGUGUGGAUCUGUGUGGGGCUGUAAUCGAGUGGACAACAGAGAAAUCCAGCCGAAAACACGUGAUUCAGAUAACCACCUCAAAUGGUCAUGAGUUUUUGCUGCAGGCAGAUCACUUUCCAACCAUCUCUAAAUGGCAUGAUGCCAUCAAGAAAGCAGUGGAUAGUGUGUCGAGUGGAGCUGGAGGCCAGAGCUGUGGUAGAGCGGCCCUACACAGGUCCAACAGCAUAGAAUGCUUGUCCAGACCGACCUGUGAACCCACCAAACCUAAACCAAAAGAGACCAAAUCUGAAAACAGACGCUCCAUCAUGUUCAAGCUGAAUUACAGUGCCUCAGACAGCGCCGACAAGAAUGGAGUUAAGAACAGACUGAAGAAGUUCAUCUCCAGACGGCCAUCCAUGAAAACGCUACAGGAGAAAGGCCUUAUUAAAGACCGAGUGUUUGGAUGUCACAUGCUGACCCUGUGCGAGAGAGAAAGGACCACAGUGCCCAAUUUUGUGAAGUUGUGUGUGGUGGAAGUAGAAAAACGAGGCCUGGAGGCUGAUGGGAUAUACAGGGUGAGUGGCAAUUUGGCCGUUAUCCAGAAACUACGCUUCCUAGUUGACCAAGAGGAGGAGCUUGACUUGGGCGACAGCCAAUGGGAGGACGUCCAUGUCAUCACCGGAGCGCUAAAGAUGUUUUUCCGUGAACUGCCAGAGCCCCUGUUUCCCUUUCGCUUUUUCGACUUGUUUGUGGAAGCCAUUAAAAUUAGGGAGCCCACACAGAAGGUUCAAGCCUUGAAGAAACUGAUCCAUCAACUCCCCAAACCCAACCACAACACCAUGAAACUGCUCUUCCACCACCUGAGGAGAGUCUUGACGAAGUCAAAGAAAAACUUGAUGUCAACUCAGGGCAUCAGCAUUGUGUUUGGACCGACUCUCAUGUGGCCCGAGUUUGAAUCCGGAAACAUGGAAGUCAAUAUGGUGUAUCAGAAUCAAAUAGUGGAGUCCAUUCUCAUUGAAUGUGUGGAGAUCUUUGGACUGGAGGGCAUGUAAAGUCACCCCAGAGUAUUCUGGAAAAAAAGACUGGGAAAAAAAAAGUGAGAAAUGAAAAAGAAAAUAAAAGUGUGUGUGUGUGUGCGCGCUGGUUGGAUAUUACGCUCAUGUAAAAUUGUUUCUUGCUUCUGAUUUUUUCAUAUUUGCUCCUUGAAAAAAAAGUUUCACUUAAAAAUAAUUGUCACAUGUAUAAUUUUAUGUAUAAACUUACAUAUAAUUAUAUUUUUGCAUAAUGCAUAUUUCACAUUGUAUCAUACCUCAAAACAUCAUUGACAAAAUUGAAAAGCUGUAUAUUUGUAAUCAUAUACAUGGUCGUUUAUGACAAAGAAAUUAAGCCAUUUUUGUAAAUGAGAUUUGUACUCGGAUAGUUUUAGUUUGAAAUAAAUUGGCUGUAAGCGAUUUCUGGCAUUUUUUUGUCAGACUUUUAUUUGGCAGAAACCUGAGAUAGCAAACUUGUGCUUAUUUUCUGGCAGCACAUACUUGCAGUCUGUUGCAACAGGUAUUUGCUUUGUAUUGUAUUGUGAUGUUGUUUUAUUAAUGGUAGCUGUACAUGUAUUGGUUGUUUAUUUUAAGCAAAAUUUGUCAAAUUGUUUUUGAAAAAAGUAAAAAAGCUCUUCUUGCA
This is a messenger RNA of Onychostoma macrolepis, 4650 nucleotides long. It is a transcript of the gene arhgap15, whose product is annotated as Rho GTPase activating protein 15. The record is from RefSeq and is a predicted model, not a curated record. NCBI's taxonomy places the organism in Eukaryota, Metazoa, Chordata, Actinopteri, Cypriniformes, Cyprinidae. The coding region runs from base 2631 to 4028 and encodes 465 amino acids. Gene Ontology annotation, biological process: signal transduction; regulation of GTPase activity. The transcript has 15 exons. Gene Ontology annotation, cellular component: cytoplasm.